GCCUUGCUCUCUUUUAGUUAAGCACAGUUAAAAGCAUCAUCACUAGAUCGCUUGAAAAAUGAUUCUUUAAUGUGCGAUAUAAUGAUUUUUCUCCUUUUGGGGGUCGUUUUUAAGAAAAUGCUUUUGUGAUGUAAUCCAUGUAAUGGUAAUCCAUGUAAACAUGUCCCCUGAGUUGCAGGAUAUUUUAUAAAUUCAGAAAAGUUUGCCUUUUACCUGUCUUCUCACAAGGACAUUAAAGUCUGUCUUUGAGAUUCUUUAUACGCAUUUUGAUAAUGGAAAGUCUUGAUUAUUAUCCCCCUUUCCUUAUCUCUGAACCCACAGUUGGAGUAAUGAGAAUCAGGAUACUAGUACUGCAAAGACUUUAUGGAAACUAGUGAGCAAAUCUGGCUUUUUCAAACGACGCCUGUGUUCUAGGUUUUAUUUUACUUUUUUUUUGGCGGGGGGGGGGCGUCAUUGGCACACAACAUGAUAUUAGUUCCAGGUAUGCGACAUACUGUUUGGACAUUUACGAUGCCUGCAUUAUAGAUUUGAAGCGCCUUUACGUAUUGCCGAGGCAACAUUUACCUAUAUUGAAUUGUAUAUAUGAAAACCAAAUAAUUGUCGGCAUGAAAUUUCAACGAAUAUCUAUGUUCUACACAGGUGGCAUUAAACAGGCUCUUCUUGCAAAAAGAAUAAUGUUUGAAGCAAAUGCGAAAGCUUCUCUGAAAAGCACUAACGAGAAAAUCGAGCAAGGUUGGAAAAUACAAAAACAAAGGCAGAAUCUUCAUUUCAAAUACUCUCAGCAGUUUCUGACUCUCUUUCAGAAGUGGGAUACCGACAUGAGGAAAUCCCAGGAACAGGAAGCAAAACUAGCUGGUAUGUUUCAAGAGCAACAAAAGAUUCUGCAACAAGCUAGAAUUGUUCAGAACCAGAGGCUGGAAAAAUUAAGAAACGUAUACAAAGAAUUCUUAAAGAGUUCGCAGGCCUUGGACAAGGACCAUGAACAUCUUCUUACUGAUGAACAAAGUGAAGUCAGAGAAGAAAUCGCCAAGAUGCAAAACAAAAUUAUGAGGGAAGCUGCUGCGUGCUCCAGCCUACAGCAGUGUCACAUACCGUCUGCAGUGGUAGAGAUGCAGUGUCACUGUAUGAUGCUGACCUUCUGCUCUAUCCCUGAGGGCGCCAGUGUCCUGCCCCCUGGACUCACAGAGGACUACAGAUCCUCCUGGCAAUAA
Molecule: messenger RNA, 1211 nt
Organism: Nyctereutes procyonoides (raccoon dog)
Lineage: Eukaryota; Metazoa; Chordata; Mammalia; Carnivora; Canidae
Product: synaptonemal complex protein 3-like
Exons: 5
Coding region: 606-1211 (201 amino acids)
Biological process (GO): meiotic cell cycle; spermatid development
Cellular component (GO): synaptonemal complex
Source: RefSeq, a predicted model, not a curated record